GAGUCGUUUCUUUUUUUGUUGGGAAUUCUAUUCUAUAGCCUUGGGAGUGUCCGUAGUUGCGAGUUCUAUUAUCGCAUUUCAAUUUAGGUGGUAAUUUGAUUACCCUCAAAUUUAAACUGAUUUGAACGUCAGCUAUGGAAGAUCUUGAAAUUCCAGCUAUUUCGGAGCAGUGAGGAUCUUCUAAGGCCGGCGCGAUGUCGCGCGCCAUGAUACCCAGCCAGCAGAAGGUGGCGGAGAAGCUGAGCAUCCUCAACGACCGCGGCGUUGGGAUGCUCACGCGAAUCUACAACAUCAAGAAGGCAUGCAGCGACGCCAAGUCCAAGCCGUCAUUCUUGUCAGAAAAGUCGCUCGAGUCGACGCUGAAACAGAUCGUGCGAAAAUUCCCAAAUGUGGAUGCCAAGAGUCUGCAGUCCAUUUCGAGUAUCCGCACUGACAUCAUCAAGUCGUUGUCACUUUACUACUUCACGUUCGUCGACCUGCUCGACUUCAAAGAUCACGUCUGCGAGCUACUGACUACCAUCGACGCACUGCAGAUACAGUUGGACAUCACACUCAACUUCGAUCUCGCCAAGGGGUACCUAGACCUGGUCAGCACGUACGUUUCGCUGAUGAUCCUGCUGUCCCGUGUCGACGACCGCAAGGCAGUGCUGGGUCUCUUCAACGCUGCACAUGAGCAGGCGCACGGCCAGAGUGACCCCAGCUUCCCACGGCUGGGUAACAUGAUCAUCGAGUACGACCCGCCGCUGAAGAAACUGUCCGAAGAGUUCAUCCCGCAUGCCAAAGUGCUCUACUCGGCGCUGCAUUCGCUGAAGGACGUGUUCCCGAGGCGCAACCUGUCCGCCGAUCAGUGGCGCUCGGGGAAAAUGCUGAGCCUGACGGCGAGCCCGGCGCAGAUGCUGAACCCGGCGCAGACGGACACGAUGCCGUGCGAGUACCUGUCGCUGGAGACGAUGGAACGGUGGAUCAUCUUCUCCUGCCUGCUCUGUCACCAGUAUCUGACGCAGCCGGUCGCCAUGGACCUGUGGAUCAACGCGCUUCAGUCCAGCUGGGUGACGACACUUUUCCGCGACGAGACCAUCUUCAUUCAUUCCUAUGUGCAGUCCUUCUUCGAGUCCAUCAAGGGCUACGGCAAGCGGAUCGCCGAGGUGAAGGAGUGCUUCAACCUCGCGGUGGCUAAUGCAGGCCACAUGCACCGAGAACGCCGUAAGUUCCUGCGGUCUGCGUUGCGCGACCUCGGCUUGAUCUUGCAUGAUCAGCCCGGUCUUCUGGGACCCAAGGCGCUGUUCGUGCUCAUGGCCUUGUGCUUCGCUCGAGAUGAGGUCACGUGGCUGCUGCGCCACAAUGAAAAUCCUCCGCCCCGCACUGGUAAGGCCAAGACGGCCGACGACCUCACCGAUCGCCAGUUGCCAGAGCUGCUCUUCCAAGUGGAGGUGCUGCGCGCCCUGGUGCGCAAGUACAACCAGGUGCUGCAGCGCUACUAUGUACAGUACCUGUGUGGAUACGACGCGAUCGCGCUGAGCCACGCCAUCCAACAGCUGCAGAUGUGUCCCGAGGACGAGAACACGAUCCUCUCGUCCAUCUGCAGUACCAUCACCAACCUGAACGUCAAGCAGGUGGAGGAGGCAGACAUGUUCGACUUCCGUGCCCUGCGUCUCGACUGGUACCGCCUGCAGGCGUACACGUCCGUCGCCAAGACGCCGCUCAGUCUGCAGGACAACCGUGAACUGGCGCACCUGCUCAACACCGUCGUCUUCCACACCAAGAUGGUCGACUUCCUCGACGAGAUCCUCGUAGAAACAUCUGACUUGAGCAUCUUCUGCUUCUUCAGUCGGCUGUUCGAAGACCACUUCAAGAUGUGUCUCGAGUUCCCGGCACAGAACCGGUACAUCGUCUGCUUCCCACUGAUCUGCGGCCACUUCCAGAACUGCACACACGAGCUGUGCCCAGAAGAGCGACACCACAUUCGCGAGCGUUCUCUUUCCAUCGUGAACAUGUAUCUGGACGAGAUGGCCAAGGAGGCGAAGAACAUCAUCACCACCAUCUGUGACGAGCAGUGCACCCUCAGUGACAAGCUGCUUCCGAAGAACUGUGCGAGAAUGAUUGUGGAAGCAGUCAACAAGAAAAAGAAGGACAAAAGCAAGAAGUCAGCACCGGAUUAUGGGAAACCAGGCACGGAGACAUAUAGGCGAACACGUGAAGAUCUCACCAUCAUGGACAAGCUACACAUGGCGCUGACCGAGCUGUGCUUCGCCAUCAACUACUGCUCUACUAUCCACGUGUGGGAGUACACGUUCGCGCCACGAGAGUACCUACACCAACAUCUGGAAAGCCGAUUCGCGCGAGCGCUCGUCGGCAUGGUGAUGUACAACCAGGAGACCAACGAGAUCGCCAAGCCCUCUGAGCUGCUGACCAGCGUGCGCGCCUACAUGAGCAUCCUACAGAGCGUGGAGAACUACGUGCACGUCGACAUCACCCGUGUUUUCAACCACAUCCUGCUGCAACAGACACAGCAGUUGGACAGUCAUGGCGACAAGACGAUCACGGCGCUGUACACCACCUGGUACUCGGAGGUGCUGCUGCGCCGGGUGUCGGCCGGCCGCAUCUGCUUCUCGCCCAGUCAGAGGGUGUUCGUGUCGCUGCAGGCCGACCCGGCCCAGCCGUCCGCGGAGGAGUUCACUGAUGUCACUGAGCUCCGCUCACUGGCAGAGCUGAUCGGCCCGUACGGCAUGAAGACGCUCAACGAAACGCUCGUCUGGCUGGUCAGUAGCCAGGUGCAGGAGCUAAAGAAACUGGUGGCGGCCAACCGUGACGUACUGAUCGCUCUGCGCACCAACUUCGACAAGCCAGAGACGAUGAAGGAACUGGUGAAACGCCUGCAGAACGUCGACACCGUGCUUCAGCGCAUGACGAUCGUGGGAGUGAUCCUCUGCUUCCGAGAUUUGUGUCAGGAGGCACUGCACGACGUGUUGACGGAGAGGAUCCCGUUCUUGCUGUCAUCGGUCGAGGAUUUCCAGCAGCACGUGCCUGUCAACGGCGACUCGAUGCUGGAGAGCACACGGCUCAAAGUGGUCAGCGAGAUGGCCUCGGCGGCCGGUCUCCACUGUAAGGUGGACCCGGUGCUGGUGAACCUGCUGAAGCCGGCGCAGAAGGCGGACAACCCCGAGGAGGAGUACCUGCUCUCCUGCCUGCUGAUGGUGUUCGUUGCCGUGUCGAUACCGCGACUGGCGCGCGAUGACAACUCGCACUACGUCGCUGCCCUCGAGGGACACGCCAACAACACGCACUGCCUGGCCAACGCCGUCAACAGUGUGUUCGGCGCGCUGUUCAGCAUCACUGGCCACGGCGACAUCGAGGACCGUCUGAAGGAGUUUCUGGCGCUGGCCAGCUCGAGCCUGCUGCGGCUGGGCCAGGAGCAGGAGAAGGAGGCGACCAAGCACCGCGACUCCGUCUACCUGCUGCUGGAUCAGAUCGUUCAGGCCAGCCCCUUCCUCUCCAUGGAUCUCAUGGAGUCGUGCUUCCCCUAUGCGCUGCUGCGCAUGUCCUACCACUCAGUCUACAAGGGUGACAACGCGCACACGUCUUGAGUGGCCUCAGGAACGUGAGCGCCCGUAGCGUUCCUCAGAGCGUGUGAACUGUUGGCUCGGUACGCGAGCUGAGCGCAUUUAAGGUGAAGUGCGGCGAGUGCCGCUGCAGUGGCCCAGCUUCGCUCAUGCAAGUGCGUCACGCGAUUUUUUCUGCGCACCCAGCGUGUUGCCUUGAAUGGCUGGCGAUGGACCACCUUGCGUUCUAAGCGUACAAUAGGAACGUGCUUUGCUGACGUUAUUUUAUUCGAUGGUCGGCCAUCGGGCGCAUUAUGAACACUGGUAGCCGUGCAAGAAAUGCAAGAGUAGAAGCGCGGCGCUGUGAAGUGUGUAAAGCUUUGUGCUUGCUUGAAUGCGUGUUUUAGUCGGUCGUUUUCUGAGAUAUGCCACCGAUUUCCAAUCGUUUUAUUUCUGCUUUCGACGCGGUCGUGUACAUAUAUUUCGUGCUCCAACUGCGCUCCCGGAAUCAGAGCGGAGUUGUGUUUUUGUAUACCAGAUUCGCUGCCGCAGACGGCUUUUGGGAUGUCCUUCCUCUGAAGCCAUGUUCUGCCAUUCCCGGCAUGGACCUAUUCUCUGGCCAAACGCACACUGUUAUACGUACAUGUGUGCCGGAACCUGUGUGGUGAUUAUGUUACGGCUUUUGUUACGGUCUCGCACUUUGUCUUCAUCUGGCCGGAUGGCUGGCGGGCCGCGGCAGCCCCCUGUUGUACCCUAUGGUAGGAGGCGCCACUCCUCACUGUACACAUGUGUAUCAUCCAUUGACUCCUGCAGCAGGAAUAAACAUCCUAUCGUGUUUAACGCAUCUAGGUAAGUCAUACUCGUGUUAUUGAUUCUGAUAAUGCAACAGUGUUACACAGUGGAUGAAUUCAAUCUUUAUUUGCCACUGUCAAACUGGACAUUUGUUGCAUCGCUACAAUAAAAAUGCUUAAUACAA
Amphibalanus amphitrite is the source of this 4515-nucleotide messenger RNA. It is a transcript of the gene Hem, whose product is annotated as membrane-associated protein Hem-like. NCBI's taxonomy places the organism in Eukaryota, Metazoa, Arthropoda, Thecostraca, Balanomorpha, Balanidae. The transcript is spliced from 2 exons. Gene Ontology annotation, cellular component: SCAR complex. Gene Ontology annotation, biological process: cell morphogenesis; neuron projection morphogenesis; cell projection assembly. The record is from RefSeq and is a predicted model, not a curated record. The coding region runs from base 195 to 3584 and encodes 1129 amino acids.